Molecule: messenger RNA, 1592 nt
Organism: Phlebotomus argentipes
Lineage: Eukaryota; Metazoa; Arthropoda; Insecta; Diptera; Psychodidae
Product: trichoplein keratin filament-binding protein
Exons: 1
Coding region: 100-1527 (475 amino acids)
Biological process (GO): apoptotic process
Cellular component (GO): keratin filament
Source: RefSeq, a predicted model, not a curated record
CCUGGACGCCGGUCUAUCAAGGGCCAAACAAAAUCUCUUAUCCCGUUUCCUGCCCAAAAUCUCUAAUAUAGACGCAUCCAGAGUGAUAAUUUAACGGUAAUGUCAACUCAGAUACUGUUGAAAAAGUGGGCGCGCCAGCGCGAGAAGCAGGAGCAGAAGAUUGAGAAGUCCUUGGCAGCGAAGGACUUCUUCGACAAGAACCGGAACUUGACAUCUCACUUUGACUCCUGGACCACACCUCAGUUUUAUCAGCGAAGUAGUGAUCAGAUAGAGCAAAGCAAAGCUUCGCAGAGGCGCGAAGAAGAGCUGGAAGAGCGUCGGCAACGCUUACGAGAUCUGCGGCUGAAUGAGGAGCAGCAGUGGCAUCAGGAGCUUCGAGAAGGUCACCGAACGCGUUCCAGACCCUCCACCAAGUGCCUCACGGACAUCAAUAAUCACCUCAGUGAGAGUGUGCUUGAGGAGAAGCGCAAAUGUGACCUGGAGAGUCAGCUGUACAGUCGCUGGAGAUCUGACGCUACUCGAGACAAGAUCAUCCAUGAGAGCAGGAGCACUCAUGAGGCUCUUGCAAAGCUGAGCUGGCUGGACAAACAAGUGGAGCAGAAGAUUGAGCGCGAGAAGAAGGAGAAAGAGGCUGCGGAGCGUGAAAAGCGAAUCCAAGAGGAAACUGAGCGACAAGAGAAGCUUCUGAGUGAGAAUCGCCACGUUCUGGACUCUCAGAUUCGAGAAGUGCGCUCCAUUCAGGAGUCCAACAUGCAUCAGAUGCGGAGGAAUGAAACGGAGUGUCGUGAUGUGAAACUGGAAGCAGAGAAAGUGCAUCAGAGCCGCCAAAAGAUUGAGGAUCUCUUCCAAAAGUGGAAGAAUUGCAGUGAAAAUCGCGCCAAAAAUGCCUCCAAAGAUAUUCACAAUCCACGGAGGAUAAAGAUGCUGAUUGACAUGAGAAUCUCAUGUGUGCGACAGGCAAUUGAGGAGGAUUUGGAUUUCCUGCAGAAUCUCUUGGCGAUUGUGGACGAGGAGAAGCUGAAGCCUUUGGUGGGGAAGUUUCGGCAACAUCUUGAAGACACUUCCAGAGAGAGUGAUCGCGUGAGAAGUCUGUAUGACUCUGAGGCUAAGGCUUUUCUGGUGAACAGGGAAGUUCUCUGGAGCGCCCAGAUUGAGACCAGAGAUCGCUUAAUUCGCCACAACGUGACUGAACUGCUUAGCAGACUGACGCUGGAACGUGAGAAGGCUCUGGCACGCUCUCAGGAGCUAAAUGGCAUCAGAGCGACGCAUCUGCGCGCCAUAGAAGACAGCAAUGAAAUGCUGAGGACACUAACAAGGAACAAGAACGACCAAACUUUGCCCAGAAUGGAUCUGCACAGUGACUCAGCGUCCGUGGUGACUGACGAGAUCGCAGACAGGACAUCCAGGCGGCAGGCGGACGAGUGCGAUUCAAUCGUCAACCAACUGAGCAGCCAGAGAAUUACUCCAGAAGCGGAACCGUCCGGAAGUGGUCCGCGCUUCGCCAGAAAGAAAGUGGCUUGGAUUUGAAGUCACUUGGUAAAAGCUACGCCACUGACAUUUUCAAUAUAAUAAAUUGCGCAUAAGAAUUUUAA